UCUCCUCUCUGACGUCCCUCCACCGACGACGAAACCCAACCCGAAUUUUACCCGAGACUCCCGACUUUCCCCUCCUAUUCGGUGUUGCUCCUGCUGACGUAAACCCGUGUGUAUAGCACACGCUUUCCGAGCGCAUACCCUUUUCCUCACUAUACCAAAGUCUUAUUCCGUCACUCUCUUGCUCCAAAAAUAGCCCAACCCAGCUAAAAAUAACCCCAAAAUUACCGACCUUUUCCCAUUCGCGUAGUCUCCGCCGUCCUCGUCGCACCUCCCUCGCCGUCUCCUCCGUCUCUUCAUAAAUCACCAUAGCAACCAAUACUAUUUCCAUAUCAACAUUUCCAUGACAACUAACAAAUAAUUAAAUAAAAUCAUAGAAAAAAUGGGCCGCAAGAAGAUCCAAAUAUCGCGAAUCACGGACGAGCGGAAUCGCCAGGUGACGUUUAACAAGCGGAAAUUCGGGGUGAUGAAAAAAGCCUACGAAUUGUCCGUCCUUUGCGACUGCGAAAUCGCGCUGAUCAUCUUCUCGUCGAGUAAUAAGUUGUAUCAGUAUGCGUCGACGGACAUGGACAAGGUUUUGCUGAAAUACACGGAAUACAAUGAGCCCCAUGAGUCGCUCACGAAUAAGAAUAUCAUCGAGGCGUUGAGCAAAAAGGAGCACAAAAAUGGACUCAGCGACGGUGACGACUGCCCCACGUCCCCCCCCACACAAACCCAGGAGGACUUGUCCAGCCCCACCCACCACCCUUCAACCUCCUCCCUCCUCAUGCAGCAGAUCCACCAGAACAUGGACUACUCCCCCACGACGGGGGGUGGGGGCGGAGGGGGCGGGGGACAGAAAUUCCAAAAAGACGACGACUACGCCUCGCUGUUGCUACGACCACCACGAAGCGUGAUUCCAAAUGAAAGAGGGUAUAAUUUUGGAACCAAUGAAUUGUUACAAAUUGGCAGAGGGGGUCAAGGGGGGCAAGGUCAAGGUGGGGGUGGGGGGAGUGGGGGGAAUUCAAAUCAAUCGGAUGACAUCUGCCUGCAACAACAAGUUCCUGUAACCACGGCAACCUCCAACUCAACCCCCACGGGACCAAUAAUAAUCGACAUGACAACGACCAAUUCUUCCUCUCAACAGCAGGGUUGCUAUGGCAACGACUCGUCCCCAGCAACGUCCCCCACGUCGCCAUCCCCGCAACAAACGUUUUCCACAAAUAAACGUCUUUUGGAGCCAUAUUUCCAACAACAGGAUUUCCAAGCGGAUCUGUUGCUACAGCAACAACAACAACAGUCGCAUAGCAACCACAAUCAGGCCAUUGCCGCCGCGCAUCAUUGGGUCCUGGCGCAACAGGUGGCUCAACAACAGCAGUUGGCCGUGCAGUUGGGGAUGCAGCAACAGCAAGGUGGGGGUGGGGGUGGAGGGGGGCAGGGUGGGGGGCAGUUGCUACAGCAACAACAGCAGGGUCUCCUAACAACCCCUGGGACCCCCCCACGAGGACCCUCCCCCGGAUCAUCCCCUCAACAUUCCCCCCAUCACCACCCCACCCACCAACCACCCCCCACGACCCACCUCUACCUUCCGUCCAAAAAACCCCACCCCCAACACUCCCCCUCCCACCCUCCCCCCCACCCCCACUCGAUGACUCAUCCAAUAAAAUCCGAGAUUGAUUUAGACGUAGAUUCCCAAAAUUCCUCCGAGAACGAGUAUCUCCAUGACAACCAUCCCGCUCCUCCCUCGGCGACCAGCGCGUCCAGCGCCACCGCCGCCGCAGCCGCCAUUUUACAAAACUAUUCCGAUUUAAUCCGAAACCAACAACAAUCACCAAAUCGCGUCGUCAUAGAAACAGCCCCACCAAACAAAAGGAGUCGCGGAAAUGAGUGGAAUUAAUUUUCGUUGUUGCCAUAGUUUUUUUUUCGUUUUUUUAAUGAGGCCAGUUUUUUAUUAGUGUUUUUUUUAUUUGUUUUUUGGGUGGUUUUUUUAUUGUGUGUUUAGAGUUUUUUUAAGGAUGCAGGUUUUUAAUGGGGGGCGAGGGGGGAGGAGUGUAAAAAGUGUGCGUGCUAUACAAGAGUGUGCUUUUUUGUGAAUGGACAUAUUUUUAAGGGGUGCUAUGGAAAUAUUUUAAAAAUAUAUAAAUGUUAUAUAUAUAUUUGUGUAUAUUUAUCUGUGUGUUGAUGAGUGGAUAAAAUAAUAAAUUGUUGUUGGAAAA
This is a messenger RNA of Folsomia candida, 2192 nucleotides long. Its product is annotated as myocyte-specific enhancer factor 2A. Gene Ontology annotation, molecular function: RNA polymerase II cis-regulatory region sequence-specific DNA binding; histone deacetylase binding; protein dimerization activity. Gene Ontology annotation, biological process: positive regulation of transcription by RNA polymerase II; cell differentiation. Bases 380 to 1873 code for a protein of 497 amino acids. NCBI's taxonomy places the organism in Eukaryota, Metazoa, Arthropoda, Collembola, Entomobryomorpha, Isotomidae. The record is from RefSeq and is a predicted model, not a curated record. The transcript is spliced from 5 exons.